AUGAGCAGCCGGCCUCGAAAGGACAUGCCUGAGACCCACAGCAGUCCCCUCUUGGUAGACUCUCUCUCUGACAGAUGCAGACUUUAUGAGUCAGAGUUCAUGUGCCCAACAUGGACCCCACGCUCCCCAGACAGCCACCCAGGUCUUCCUCUCCUGGAAAUGCCAGAAGAAAAGGGUCUCCGGUCAGCCAUGGAGGAUAAUCCUAUUGUGAAAAUUGAGAAACCCAGGAGAGAAAGGAGAGAAAGCACCAUGUCCCGUCGGAGCCCAGGCUUUGGUGGCAGCAACAUCAGUCUCUUCACAGCAGUGAGCUAUCUCACUGGUGAGAUGAAAGAGUACAGCAGUUGGAUAAAAGAUAAGCCAGUGGCUCUCCAGUUCAUCGAUUGGGUCCUGAGGGGGACAUCUCAGGUGAUGUUUGUUAAUAACCCAGUCAGUGGGUUCAUCAUCUUCAUUGGACUCCUGAUCCAGAAUCCCUGGUGGACAAUCACUGGAGGCCUGGGUGCAGUGGUUUCUACUUUGACUGCCCUUGCCUUGAGUCAAGACAGGUCUGCCAUUGCCUCAGGACUGCAUGGUUACAAUGGCAUCCUGGUGGGACUCCUGAUGGCCGUGUUCUCGAAGAAGCUGGACUACUACUGGUGGCUUCUAUUUCCAGUUACCUUUACCUCCAUGACAUGCCCACUCCUUUCCAGUGCCUUAAGUUCCAUCUUCAGCAAAUGGGACCUCCCUGUCUUCACUCUCCCAUUCAACAUUGCUGUGUCACUAUACAUGGCAGCCACGGGCCAUUACAACCUCUUCUUCCCCACGACGCUGGUGCAGCCCAUCACCUCAGUGCCCAACAUCACCUGGUCUGAGAUUGAAGUGCCUCUGCUCUUACAAGCCAUUCCAGUUGGGGUUGGUCAGGUGUAUGGCUGCAAUAACCCCUGGACGGGCGGCGUUUUCCUGGUGGCCCUCUUUGUUUCCUCGCCACUCAUUUGUCUCCAUGCAGCUAUCGGCUCCACUGUGGGCAUGCUAGCAGCCCUGACAGUGGCCACCCCCUUUGCAACCAUCUACAUGGGCCUGUGGAGCUACAACUGCGCCCUCUCUUGCAUUGCCAUUGGCGGCAUGUUCUACGCUCUCACCUGGCAGACACAUCUCCUAGCACUCAUUUGUGCUUUAUUCUGUGCCUACAUGGGAGCAGCUCUCGCCAACAUGAUGUCAGUGGUUGGUUUGCCACCCGGCACAUGGCCCUUCUGCCUGUCCACCCUAAUUUUCCUGCUUCUGACAACCAACAACUCUGCCAUCUAUAAGCUACCGCUCAGCAAAGUCACGUACCCAGAAGCCAACCGGGUCUACUACCUGACAGUGAGAAGCACGGAAGAAGAGAAAUGCCCCACCGGUGGCAGUGAGGAAUACUCUCCCAAAGUUGAAGAGAAAGCUGAUGAGAGCCUGGAGGCUGUCCUGCCCAGGCGACGGAGCAUAUUUCACAUUGAAUGGUCAUCUAUACGGAGGAGAAGCAAAGUACUUGGAAGAGCUGAACACCAAGAAAGACAAAGCAGGGAUCCAUUUCCCUAUCCCUACCGAAAGCCAACACACGAAUUUCUUGAUCUCAGUGACAACAUGGAGGACGGCACUGAAAUUAAGGUGGAGACAAGUGUGACCAAGACCUCUCGGAUCCAAAGUUCCUUGGCUAAUGGUGGGAAAAGACUCAGCAAAGCCUUUAGUUAUAUCACAGGCGAAAUGAAGGAAUGUGGAGAGGGGCUUAAAGACAAGUCUCCAGUAUUCCAGUUCCUGGAUUGGAUCUUAAGGGGCACGUCCCAAGUGAUGUUUGUCAACAACCCUCUCAGCGGUCUCAUCAUCAUCCUUGGCCUCUUCGUCCAGAACCCCUGGUGGGCUAUCUCAGGCUGUUUGGGAACCAUCAUCUCUACUCUGACAGCCCUUCUUCUGAGUCAGGACAGGUCAUCUAUCGCAGCAGGACUUCAUGGCUACAAUGGGGUACUGGUGGGCUUGCUGAUGGCUGUGUUCUCAGAGAAAGGAGAUUAUUACUGGUGGCUUUUGCUCCCUGUCAUUGUUAUGUCCAUGACCUGCCCAAUUCUUUCCAGUGCCCUGGGCUCUAUCUUCAGCAAAUGGGACCUCCCUGUCUUCACUCUCCCAUUCAACAUUGCUGUGUCACUAUACAUGGCAGCCACGGGCCAUUACAACCUCUUCUUCCCCACGACACUGGUGCAGCCCAUCACCUCAGUGCCCAACAUCACCUGGUCUGAGGUCCAAGUACCUUUGCUGCUAAGAGCCAUUCCUGUUGGAAUUGGCCAGGUAUACGGCUGUGAUAACCCCUGGACUGGCGGCAUUUUCCUCGUAGCCCUUUUCAUCUCUUCACCGCUUAUUUGCUUGCAUGCUGCGAUUGGAUCUACCAUGGGGAUGUUAGCAGCCCUUACUUUGGCAACACCUUUUGAUUCCAUCUACUUUGGCCUGUGGGGCUUCAACAGUACGCUGGCCUGCAUAGCCAUAGGAGGAAUGUUCUAUGUCAUCACCUGGCAGACACACCUCCUGGCAAUCACCUGUGCACUGUUUGCAGCCUACUUGGGAGCUGCCCUGGCCAACAUGUUAUCUGUGUUUGGAUUGCCUCCGUGUACCUGGCCCUUCUGUCUCUCAGCACUCACCUUCCUAUUACUGACCACCAACAACUCGGCCAUCUACAAGUUACCACUCAACAAAGUCACCUACCCGGAAGCCAACCGACUCUACUACUUGUCUCAGGAAAGGAACCGGAGGGCCUCCAUCAUGACCAAAUAUCAAGCCUACGUCGUUUCCUAAGCUGCCAUGCCAGGACCACGUGCAGCCCCUCAUCGUCCAGAGCCAGAGCUUUUCCUAGGGAACGCCCAUGACCCCACUCCUCGUGGCCAUUCCAUGAUCCUCUGCAGCAAGCAAUCCAUCAGUUACCUUCAUUACUAAUCAUCGUCAGAGAAACAAGUCAUUGUAAUUUAUGUGAUACGUAAUCCUUAGAGCACUGUUAUUUACACCUUCUGUAGGCUACAUACUAGACUUUAAAGAGUUCCGUUCGGGGAAAUUCCUUUACCACUCCUAGAAAAAUCAAGCUUUAAAAUGUAAACCGUGUCCUGCAGUAUAAGAACCCCAAGGAGGAAAUGAGCCAGUUUUGUUUUGGUUUUUAAUCUAAUAAUGAACAUCAGUGGGAGUAAUUGGGUCACUAGGAGAUGACCAAAAGCCUCGUCUCCCUGAUUCAGAGAAGUACGUAGGACACUAGGUUGGAAAAUCAGUAAAUGUGGCUUCCAGUCCCUGCUCUGCCAAAACCCUACUGUGUGACUUCUGGCCAAUUCCAACUUCUCUGGGCUUCAAGUUCUUCCUCUGUGGAAUAAAAGCCACUGGCCCAGAUGCCUUCUGAGGUCUUCCCAAGUCCUAAAGUGUUCUGAUCCUAAGCUUUUCUAUAAUGCCAAAAUGUCAGCCUUGUCCAAAAUGGGAGGGCUUUGAGCCACAAUGAAAAAGAAGAUUUAUAAUAUCCAAGCAAUAAAAAUAAUACCUGUCAAAUUGUAGGAGCUUUUUAAAGCCGUGGCUGUUCUAUUAACCCAAGGCUGGAACACUGAUUGUGCAAGCAGGUUUGUUUGUUCCGUGGCUGGGGUUCUGGAAUCAGUGUCCUGGGAUUGCAUUUUCUGUCAAUUGAAUCAUAUUUCAAAUUCACAAAGGAACCUGUUGUCUAAAGCCAAGGCCUCUGGGAACAAAGGAAGAACCAUCCCCAGUUUAUCUGUCUUAAAAACCCAGUCAAGGAGAAAAGUAGGUUUUCCAAAAGACUAGACUCUCUCAUUUAAACUUUACCUGUUUCAGGCUUUUUCCAAAGCUUUUUUUUUUUUUAAACCCUUACCUUCCAUCUUGGAAUCAAUACUAUAUAUAUUGGUUCCAAGGCAGAAGAAUGGUAAGGGCUAGGCAAUGGGGGUCAAGUGACUUGCCCAGGGUCACACAGCUGGAAGUGUCUGAGGCCAGAUUUAAACCCAGGACCUCCUGUCUCUAGAUCUGGCUCUUGAUCCACUGAGCUACCUAGCUGCCCCCCCCCCCCCAACGAUUUUUAAAUGUCAAAGAGAAAGAGAGGCUAGCCUGAGGACACCUGACAGCUGGCUGAAAACUUGGAAAUUAGUCUUGGACACAAGAGAAUAUUUUUGUGGAAAAAGGCUAGUUUUCUCUUUUAAUUAUAGGUGCUUUAUUUAAAAACCUGCAAUUUGGGCAAUCAGGUGGUACAAUAGAUAGAGCACAUGGCCUGGAGUCAGGAAGAUCUAAAUUCAAAUCUGGCUUCCACUUAACCCCUAUUUGCCUCAGUUCCUUGUCUGUAAAAUGGGGACAGAGUGGAGAAGGAAA
This is a messenger RNA of Monodelphis domestica (gray short-tailed opossum), 4335 nucleotides long. Lineage: Eukaryota; Metazoa; Chordata; Mammalia; Didelphimorphia; Didelphidae. The record is from RefSeq and is a predicted model, not a curated record.